AUGUCUUCUAUGCGAGGACUCGUCCAGUUCAUCGCAGACCUGCGCAAUGCGCGGGCGCGCGAAUUGGAGGAGAAGCGCGUCAAUAAGGAGCUGGCCAACAUCCGACAGAAAUUCAAAGCUGGCAAUUUGAACGGCUAUCAGAAGAAGAAAUAUGUCUGCAAGCUGCUUUACGUCUACAUCCAGGGCUACGAUGUCGACUUUGGUCACCUGGAGGCAGUCAAUCUCAUCUCUUCGAAUAAAUACUCCGAGAAGCAGAUCGGCUAUCUGGCCGUGACCUUGUUCUUGCACGAGGAGCACGAGCUGCUUCAUCUGGUCGUGAACAGCAUUCGGAAAGACCUGUUGGACAACAAUGAAUUGUUCAAUUGUCUGGCGCUGCAUGCUGUGGCCAAUGUGGGUGGUCGGGAACUCGGAGAAGCAUUGGCGACCGAGGUCCACCGACUCCUGAUCUCACCGACCUCUAAGGCGUUCGUCAAGAAAAAGGCCGCCCUCACAUUGCUCCGACUGUACCGCAAGUACCCAGGAAUCGUGCGGAACGAAUGGGCCGAACGUAUCAUCUCGAUCAUGGAUGACCCCGACAUGGGAGUCACGCUAUCCGUCACCUCGCUCGUUAUGGCGCUCGCGCAGGACAUGCCCGAAGAAUACAAGGGCAGCUACGUGAAAGCGGCCCAGAGGCUGAAGCGAAUCGUGGUGGACAACGAUAUCGCACCCGACUAUCUUUACUACCGAGUUCCAUGCCCAUGGAUUCAGGUCAAACUACUGCGCCUACUGCAAUACUAUCCCCCCUCGCAGGACAGCCAUGUCCGCGAGAUUAUCCGAGAGUCCUUGGCGCAGAUCAUGCAGGCCGCCAUGGAAACGCCCAAAAACGUCCAGCAGAACAAUGCUCAAAAUGCCAUUCUCUUCGAAGCCAUCAACCUCCUCAUCCACCUUGACUCUGAGCACACACUUAUGAUGCAAAUCUCCUCUCGUCUGGGCAAAUACAUCCAGUCUCGCGAGACCAACGUCCGGUACCUGGGUUUGGAUGCCUUGACCCAUUUCGCUGCUCGAGCGGAAACACUCGAUCCCAUCAAAAAGCAUCAAAACAUUAUCCUGGGUUCUCUUCGAGACCGAGAUAUUAGUGUCCGUCGUAAGGGUCUGGAUCUACUGUACAGCAUGUGCGAUACCACCAAUGCGGGCCCAAUUGUCAACGAGCUACUGCGCUAUCUGCAGACCGCUGACUAUGCCAUUCGUGAAGAGAUGGUGCUGAAGGUCGCUAUUCUGACUGAAAAGUACGCCACUGACGCACAAUGGUACAUCGAUAUGACCCUGAAGCUGCUGUCGCUAGCUGGUGACCACGUCAACGAGGAAGUUUGGCAGCGAGUCAUUCAGAUCGUGACGAAUAAUGAAGAGCUGCAGGCUUAUGCCGCUCACACGCUACUCGGGUAUCUCAAGACCGAUUGCCACGAAAGCUUAGUGAAGAUCGGCUGCUAUGUACUUGGCGAGUUUGGCCAUCUAAUCGCGGAUAAUCCUGGAUCAAGUCCUAUUGAGCAGUUCCUCGCCCUACAGGCCAAGAUGUUCACUGGAUCUGAUAAUGCUCGAGCCAUGAUCUUGUCUUCCUUUGUCAAGUUUGUCAACUUGUUCCCUGAGAUCAAACCGCAACUGUUGCAGAUCUUCCGCCUUUACAGCCACUCCCCCGAUUCCGAGUUGCAGCAACGAGCAUUCGAGUAUCUCUCGCUGGCAACACUCCCCACGGAUGAUCUUCUUCGGACAGUUUGUGAUGAAAUGCCGCCAUUCUCCGAGAGGACGUCCAUUCUUUUGUCUCGGCUGCAUCAGAAGACGGCGGGUACCAGCGAGAAGAAGACCUGGGUCGUUGGUGGCAAGGACGCCAAUGCGGACAAGCAAGAAGUUCUCAUGGCACAGAACACCGGCCUCAAGCGCACGUUCACUACCAUCGUCAACGGUACACGCAAAGCAUCCAAUGGAGGAACUACUCCCACCAGCGCCACCAGUGCUUCGGGUGAUCUGGCCGGUCUGGACUUUAGCGGUCCCUCGGCCCCUCCUCCUAACCUAGCCAGUGCCGCACAUUUGACCCCAGAUUGGGACAUUGGCUACAACCGACUCUACUUCUCGCACGAGGGUGUGCUCUUUGAAGAUGCACAGAUCCAGGUUGGACUACGGUCAGAGUACCGUGGUCACAUGGGUGUCGUGAAGAUGUACAUUUCAAACAAAUCCGCCUACGCCAUCAAUUCCCUGACCACGACCCUCGAAAACCCAGCUGCACCAAACCUGAAGAUCGACACCAAGAACCUCCCCGAUUCAAGCGUUCCUGCAGCUGGGCAGACCCAGCAGACUAUCUUCUGCGCGUCGCACGGCCCCUUCUCGGAUGCCCCCACCAUCCGUAUCUCCUACCUGGCCGGUGCUCUGCAGGCAUAUACCCUGCAGCUGCCAGUUCUGAUGCACCGAUACAUGGAGCCGUCGUCGCUGUCCGCAGAGGACUUCUUCAAGCGUUGGCGCCAGAUUGGUGGUGGCCCUCUGGAGGCGCAGAAGACCUUUGGCCUCAGCGGCAAGAACAAGGUGACCAACGAGGCGUAUACUCGACAGAUGGUGGAAGGAUUUGCGUGGAAGAUCCUGGAUGGUGUCGAUCCGAACCCGAAGAACAUUGUCGGUUGUGGUGUGUUCCAGUUUGAAGGGGGAAAGACGGGCUGUUUGUUGCGACUGGAGCCCAACUAUGAGAAGUCGAUGUACCGAGUUACCAUCCGCGCCACGAAAGAAGGUGUGCCGCAGGGAUUGGCGCGACAGAUGGAGCAGAAACUAUCUCAGGGAACUACGAGAGAUGCCUAUGACUAA
Penicillium cataractarum is the source of this 2823-nucleotide messenger RNA. RefSeq names its product AP-2 complex subunit alpha. Gene Ontology annotation, cellular component: AP-2 adaptor complex; membrane coat. Gene Ontology annotation, molecular function: clathrin-cargo adaptor activity. Gene Ontology annotation, biological process: intracellular protein transport; clathrin-dependent endocytosis. Bases 1 to 2823 code for a protein of 940 amino acids. The record is from RefSeq and is a predicted model, not a curated record. The transcript has 3 exons. Lineage: Eukaryota; Fungi; Ascomycota; Eurotiomycetes; Eurotiales; Aspergillaceae.